UGCGCGCCGAGCACCGGUAGUUGCGCUCCCGAUCCCGCAAUCUCGCACCGCGUGCCGCGACCCGGUAACCGCUUACUCCAGUUGGCUCCUGCGUCGGGCGCCAUGCAUCGGGCGCGCCCCGCGCUCUGGGCAGCUCUGCUCACCGCCCUGGCCCUGCUCCGCGGGCCGCCGGUGGCGCGCGCCGGCGCGGGCGCGGUGGGCGCGGGCCCCGUCGUGCGCUGCGAGCCCUGCGACGCGAACGCGCUGGCCCAGUGCGCGCCUCCGCCCGCCGCGCCCGCGUGCGCCGAGCUGGUGCGCGAGCCGGGCUGCGGUUGCUGCCUGACAUGCGCGCUGCGCGAGGGCCAGCCGUGCGGUGUCUACACCGAACGCUGCAGCUCGGGACACAGCUGCCAGGAGCCACCGGGCGAGCCGCGCCCGCUGCAGGCGCUGCUGGACGGCCGCGGAUUCUGCGUUAACGCCAGCGCCACCGGCCGCCUGCACGCCUACCUGCUGCCGGCGCCCUCCGCCCCAAGUGAGCCUCGCGCGACGGCUGGGAACAGGAGCGGGGCGGCGCCCGAGACUGCCAACGGACCCGACCUGGAGGGCAACAGUCGGCGCACAGACAAAGUGAUCCAUGUCGAG
Dipodomys ordii (Ord's kangaroo rat) is the source of this 621-nucleotide messenger RNA. RefSeq names its product insulin-like growth factor-binding protein 3. NCBI's taxonomy places the organism in Eukaryota, Metazoa, Chordata, Mammalia, Rodentia, Heteromyidae. The record is from RefSeq and is a predicted model, not a curated record. The transcript has a single exon. The annotation marks the transcript as partial. Gene Ontology annotation, biological process: regulation of insulin-like growth factor receptor signaling pathway. Gene Ontology annotation, cellular component: extracellular region. Gene Ontology annotation, molecular function: insulin-like growth factor II binding; fibronectin binding; insulin-like growth factor I binding.